UCCCUGUGGCCUCAAAGGAGUCACCUAUUUUGGGAAUUGGUGUUCAUUUUUGACCAUUGGCUUUGCAAUAAUUAUGUUUGGAGUUGUGGCUAUUAUCAUCAUUUACUCUGUUCAUUUCUCCGCAUCCAACAGACUCGGUUCUCUGGAAUCAAGGAUUAACGACAAAGCUGAUGCUCUUACAAAAUUGAUUGACAAGCUGAAAGAAGGUUGUCCAGAUUUGCCCACAUUGCCCGCCUCAUUGGAAGAAUUAAUUACCAAACGACACAAAUUUAAUUAG
Messenger RNA from Meloidogyne enterolobii, 277 nucleotides. The record is from the annotation of a GenBank genome assembly. NCBI's taxonomy places the organism in Eukaryota, Metazoa, Nematoda, Chromadorea, Rhabditida, Meloidogynidae.